AUGGCUCUAUCGUCGUACUUUGAGGCAAGUGAGACCGGCAUAACAGACGCACAGGAAGAAUCCGUGGGCACUGCUUCACACGUUUCGCCUGCUCAGUCCACGUCAAGUGGGCCACGUACACUGAGUGGGGCAUCUGUGUCUGAUGAUUCGCCAUGGCCGUCGAAGGCGCCGACGUCUGCUCGAAGAACACAAAAACCUCGCUCAGGUGGCAUCAUGACAUUUAAUGACUUGCGGUCUGAGCAAAAACCGCGUGACAAUAAUAACGAACCCGUGAAUCUCUUCACUGGCGGCGAGAGAAGUGGUUUGAAUGUCGAAACCCCUGAGCAUAGGCUUGGAGGAACUGGCCGAAAUUUGGUAGAUGACAUCCUGUCGAAAGCGGCAUCCUCGUCUCAUCCUCCUGUUUCCGACGAUCCUGCUGCUGUGAACUUAGGACAAGGGCACAGUGAUGCGAAAAGGAGCACGGCUUUCUCUGGUACAGGAUACUCGAUUGGUGGCGCAACUGUCGGACAAGGGAAUGAGAAGCAUGACCACGAAGAUGGAAUUUCUACUCAUGUUCCGGACCCUCACAUGCCUGGCUCGGUGGACCUAGACGAGCCAGGUGAUGAGGAGCCCGCCGUUAGACAUCUCACUUUCUGGCAAGACGGAUUUUCUAUUGAAGAUGGUCCCUUACUGCGCUAUGAUGAUCCAGGAAACCAAAGCACUCUUCAGGCCAUAAAUUCGGGUCGAGCUCCUUUAAGCUUGCUGAAUGUGCGUUUUGGUCAACCAGUCGAGCUGCUUGUUGCCAGGCGUACGCAUGAAAAGUAUAUACCGCCACCACCACCCCCUUCGAAGCCGUUCAUGGGCCAGGGUAAUCGUUUGGGUGCACCUAGCGCAAGUGGUCUGGGUGAUUCUGCUCAUCGGUUAACAGCUGACGGUACUGUAACAAAGGCUACCAACAAGCACGCAGCUGCUUUAGAUGCCUCUAGAGAAUCCUCAGCAAAGUCAGCUAGUUCUAGUUCUACUGACGUGGAUCUCUCUAAGCCCACGGUUCAAAUUCAAGUACGACUAAGCGAUGGUCAGUGCCUGAUUCUCAGGCUAAAUGAGAGCCACACUAUAUCCGAUCUGCGGAGAGAAAUAGAGGUGUAA
Molecule: messenger RNA, 1125 nt
Organism: Malassezia globosa CBS 7966
Lineage: Eukaryota; Fungi; Basidiomycota; Malasseziomycetes; Malasseziales; Malasseziaceae
Exons: 1
Coding region: 1-1125 (374 amino acids)
Biological process (GO): autophagosome assembly; membrane fusion; Golgi organization
Cellular component (GO): nucleus; cytosol
Molecular function (GO): ubiquitin binding
Source: RefSeq, a predicted model, not a curated record